Messenger RNA from Rana temporaria (common frog), 2505 nucleotides. It is a transcript of the gene PODXL2, whose product is annotated as podocalyxin like 2. The transcript is spliced from 9 exons. Lineage: Eukaryota; Metazoa; Chordata; Amphibia; Anura; Ranidae. Bases 462 to 1991 code for a protein of 509 amino acids. The record is from RefSeq and is a predicted model, not a curated record.
GGGGGUGGGAUAAAGCAGACAGCUUAGGGUGGGUGGACACAAUACAGAGACCAAGAAUGGUUGAUGGGGUCUUAGCAUAGCCUCGGAUCUCCCAGACCAAGCCGCCCGCUUUAAUUGUGCCCAUUUCCUGGGAUCUGGAUGCCCUGGCGGACAAGGAAUCUGUAUCUUUGCCGGGCUGAUCAUAGAUCAAUAUCCUCAGAGCUGACUGCUAGCCAGCCGAUUGCUGAGCUAUCACUCCUUUACCAUUUUUCUGCUGCUCGAUCGUUUUGCCAUGCCAGUCCUCAUUCCAGCGCUGCCUGGGUGUAGACUGGCACUUGCGGUUAGAUCAGCGACUGCACCUUAAAAGAAAGCCUUGGGGGUAAUACAAGAACGAGAGGACGUUGGCGUCUGGCACCGAACAUCCAAUUCCUGGGAGAGGGAGAUGCCCGCUGAUCUAAGGGUGGUCACACAUUGACUUCAACAUGCUGCAAGCUUGGCACCUUGUGUUGGGCCUUGUCCCGUUCCUCCUUGUGAGCUGCGAGGAGCCCAGUUCCGAAGGACUCUCCUCCACCUCACUGGUGGACCUCUCCUCAUCCUUGUCCACUCUAGAGACCUUGGAUUCUACGGAACGCGCCAGUGACAGGUACUCAGAGACCGACGCCCACCAUGACUUGCUCCACACACCUCAAGGCUCUGGCUUUUCCAGCCAGGAGACGGAGGAGAUCUCCAUUUUCCAAUCCCCCAAAUAUUUCUGGGAUGAUGAUACAAGAAGAGUGAAUGGAACGAGCGAUGAUCGUGUGACACAAACUGCUGAACCCGUAUCCACAGACAGCAGGGUCACCCAAGAUGAGACGAGCACUUUGCCUAAAGAACUUUUGGAAACAUCUACAACAAUCUGGCCUACAGAGGUUAGCGAGACUCCUGAAUCCCCAAUCAUCAAGGUCCUCGCAGAGGAAGAUCCUAUCCGGCCCAUACACAAUGAGACGGCCACUGCCGUUCCGGACCAGGAGGUGAGGACAGCUACCAAGACGACAUCCACUUCUUCCAACACAACUGUCAAGCCGCCCCGAAAGAACAAGAAACAUUCCGGGUCCCGAGGACAUCAUGCCGGUCACAAGCCAGAAUCUGAACUUCAUCCUGGACCUCCUGCAGAUUCCCGGGGUCAUCCUGCAAGGCAUCACCCCCCUGGGCACAUGGGCAAUGAAAGUAUGUUAGUCAACCAAUCUUCAUCUGCUGCCAACAGCAAAAAGAAACUCGAUAUCCCGCCAGUUUUUUCCACUCAACGGGAAGCUGACCCAACGAAGGCUGCGGCCCCAAUGCAGCUGUCACCAAGUACAGAGCAGGUAAUCUGCAAAGACUGGAUAAAUUUGGCAGGAAAAAAUUACAUCAUCCUCAACAUGUCGGAUGAUAUCGACUGUGAAGAGUUCAGAUGGAGGAAGGGGCAACAGCUGCUUUCUCUCCUUGAGGGGGCGCUCUCUUGGAAAACAGAGCCACCCCAGAGGGACUGGGUGAUCUUCCUAAGCAAGCCUAAUGAGAAUGACAAUCACCUGCUGAUGACGGUCACAGAGGAGGAACGUGUGGUCCCUGCUAAAGACGUCUUCAUGGCGCUGGGCGACAUAAAACGAAGCCUCGCAGAGAUCGGGAUUGAAAGUUAUUCCAGCACGGUCAGCUGCCAGUCCCGCCCCAGUCCACCCCGGAGCGAUUACGGCAAACUCUUUAUUGUUUUGGUCAUUAUCGGUUCCGUGUGCGUCAUGAUUAUUGUCGCCGGGCUCAUUUACAUCUGCUGGCAAAGGCGUCUGCCCAAACUGAAAAACAUGGAGCUGCAUUUUGUGGAGAAUGGCUGCCACGAUAAUCCCACCCUGGACGUGGCGAUGGACGGACAGUCGGAGAUGCAAGAGAAGAAGGCGAGCAUCAACGGUGGCACCGCACACCAGGGGGAUGGCUGGGAAACCCUAAUCAACAAGCCUGACAAAGAAGAGAAUGAGGCUAUGGAGGAGGACACCCACUUAUAAAGGCCAGCGACAGCCCGGUCUGUUGGCAGAACUUUUUUUGGCCGUGGGGCACCUUCAGGAUGCGUCAUUUUACCAAACCCCAGAUGCUGGGACUAAAAGAAAAAAAAUAUGGAGUUUGUCGAUCUGUAGCAGCACAGAAGUCUAGAUAGAGCACACAGUGUCAGUGACUACUCAUACGCUGGUCCGUGGUUUACAGUGUUUAAUAUGAUUGCACUUUACUCUUCCAAAGAUUAAAUUCAGAGUCGGCUCACCAGCGUAAUACUAUCUGCCAGACCUUUUUCAGAGCAGCCUUGACUGGACAGAGCAUUGUUUUAGAUUAGGCAUUGUACAUUUUCCCCCCUGUGGCGAUGUAGGACUGGGAUCGCUUUUAAACGCACAGACUGCCUCCAUUGUUCUGCCUUGCUAUGCCAACCGUAUGUAGUUUGUGUCCUUACAGCUUGGUACCAAGUCCGCUGGGCAAAUUAUGAAAAAUUUAAAAAAGAAAAAAAAAGAAAAACAGGGUAGCUACAAAAGA